This is a messenger RNA of Hemicordylus capensis (graceful crag lizard), 4779 nucleotides long. RefSeq names its product 24-dehydrocholesterol reductase (gene DHCR24). Gene Ontology annotation, biological process: steroid metabolic process. Gene Ontology annotation, molecular function: FAD binding; Delta24(24-1) sterol reductase activity. Bases 660 to 2210 code for a protein of 516 amino acids. The record is from RefSeq and is a predicted model, not a curated record. Gene Ontology annotation, cellular component: membrane; cytoplasm. The transcript has 9 exons. NCBI's taxonomy places the organism in Eukaryota, Metazoa, Chordata, Lepidosauria, Squamata, Cordylidae.
CGAGUUGCGCUUGCGAAGAGCGACGGGUGGACACAGUGUCUUCUGAACCAGAGAGGGAGACGGAGUUCCCUGGGUGUGAGCUGCGAGGGCGGUUUGGAUUGAGCAGGGCAGGGCAGGGCGGUUACAGAGGGACCAGGGUGUGGAGCAGUGUGGAGAUCAACAGGGUUACGCAGCUGUCGGUGUGUGAGGGGUGCCUGGGGGGAAGGUGGUGCGUGUCUGUAGCAAAGGCUUCCAGGACCGCACUUGUUGAGCGCGUUCAGCGUUGUAUGCCUGAAGGGGUUCGUCCUGCACGCCCUAAGGAGUGCAGGUGGGCAGGGCAGGGUGUCAGCAGCUGGUGAGCAGCAGAGAGUCGGGAGGAGCUCUAGCUGCAGCGACUGCCAGAAAGGGGCUACUCCGGCGCACGGGGGCAGGACGGAGGGACGUGGUCUGGGGUCAGGACAGUGAACUGAGCGGUAGAAGGGAGAGGGGGAGGCCAGGGUGGCUUUGUGGGUACUAAUUGUGAGAACAGGUGGCCGGCGAUGCAGAGGGGGCGCUAGAGAGCGAGCAGGAGAAUCGCCGCCCAGGGAGUUUUGAAGUCCUCGCUGGGCGAUCUGCAGGUUGGCUGAUCGGGAGAUCUGUUUGGCGAGUGGUGGGUGAAGCGCUGAGACUGGCCCGGGAGGAUGGGGCCCCUGCUCUCUCUCGCGGUUGGGCUCCUGCUCCUCUUGCUGUGGGCCCGUUAUAAGGGCAUUGCAUACGUGCUGGUCCAUCACCGCUGGGUCUUCGUGUGCCUCUUCUUGCUGCCCCUCUCUGUCCUCUUCGACAUCUACUACCAGCUCCGCGCCUGGGUCGUGCAGAAGCUCCACAGUGCUCCUCUGCAGCACAUCCAGCGUGUUCGCAACAUCCAAGCCCAGGUUCGAGAAUGGAAAAAAGAAGGCCAAAAGAGGUAUAUGUGCACAGGCCGUCCUGGUUGGCUUACAGUAUCUCUCCGUGUUGGAAAGUACAAAAAGACUCUUAAAAAUAUAGCAAUCAACUUGAUGGAUGUUCUGGAAGUAGACAUUACAAAACAGGUUGUCCGUGUAGAGCCCUUGGUCACAAUGGGUCAGUUAACUGCACAUCUCAACCCCAUGGGCUGGACUAUUCCAGUGGUACCGGAACUUGAUGAUCUUACAGUAGGUGGCUUGAUCAUGGGAACUGGCAUUGAAUCUUCUUCCCAUCUCUAUGGUCUGUUUCAGCAUACCUGCAUGGCCUAUGAACUCAUUCUUGCUGACGGAAGCCAUGUGAAGUGUUCACCAGAGGAGAACCCAGACCUUUUUUAUGCAGUGCCUUGGUCUUGUGGUACAUUGGGUUUCCUGGUUGCAGCAGAAAUAAAAAUGAUCCCAGCUAAGAAAUAUGUGAAGCUGCAUUAUGAACCUGUGAGAGGAUUGAAAGCAAUCUGCAAAAGAUUUGCUGAGGAGUCUCAAAAGAAAGAGAAUCAUUUUGUGGAAGGCUUAGUGUACUCUUUGGAAGAAGCUGUCAUAAUGACAGGAGUUUUGACCAAUGAAGCUGUUCAGGGCAAGAUUAAUAGAAUUGGGAACUACUACAAGCCAUGGUUUUUUAAGCAUGUGGAAAACUAUUUGAAGACUAACAAGCAAGGAACAGAAUAUAUUCCAGCAAGGCAUUACUAUCACAGGCAUACACGGAGCAUCUUCUGGGAACUUCAGGAUAUUAUUCCUUUUGGCAAUAACCCAAUUUUUCGCUACCUGUUUGGCUGGAUGGUUCCUCCUAAAAUCUCACUUUUAAAACUUACCCAAGGAGAAGCAAUUCGAAAGCUCUAUGAACAGCAUCACGUGGUACAAGACAUGAUGAUCCCCAUGAAAAGCCUUGACAAGUGCAUUGAAACCUUCCACAGCGACAUUAAAGUUUAUCCACUGUGGCUGUGCCCCUUCAUAUUGCCUAAUAACCCUGGCAUGAUUCACCCAAAAGGGAAUGAAGCAGAACUCUAUGUGGAUGUAGGAGCCUAUGGAGAGCCCAAAACAAAACACUUUGAAGCCAUGGCUUCCACCAGACAAGUAGAAAAGUUUGUGCGGAGUGUACAUGGUUUUCAGAUGUUGUAUGCAGAUUGCUAUAUGACCCGUGAGGAAUUCUGGGAAAUGUUUGAUGGCUCACUAUAUCACAAGCUGAGGAAGCAACUUCAGUGCACUGAUGCUUUUCCAGAGGUGUAUGAUAAAAUCUGCAAAGCUGCAAGACAUUGAGCAUGACUUAUCCAAACAAGCAAUCAAAGGAAGUUGGAUUUAAUAAUAACUAAUUGGUCUACUCUUAAUAAAACAUUUUGUUGAUGUCCUAAAGAUUUCAAAUAUAUUUGUGAUAUGAAGGUACAUACUCCUGCUGUCUUAUAUGAAAAUACAACUAAUGAGUUCUUUUUAAAGAACGCAGUUCACAGUUCUUAAUAAAAUUAUUAAGGAAUAAGCAGUCUUUAACCUGUAAGGCUUAGUGAUAGCUUAGCCACAGAUUUGUAUAUUUAUUUAGUGGUAUCUUGCAGAAGGGAAAUGGAAAAAUCAAAAUCCUUAAGUACAGCAGUGACUUGUUAGAGAACUACAGUCCUGACUAGGGAUUGCCUAUGUGAGCUGUGCUACUGCAGGUGUAUUUAGAUGGCAUCCUGUAACUAAAAUAUAGCCUCUACCUGCCAAUGAGUGCCAAACGAGACUGCCUUUUUGAAUGAUGUCACAGUUGCCUCUUCUAAAUCUCUGACCUUGUCCAGGAAUUCAGUUUGAAUUGUCAAAGCCAAGUGUGCAACAGGUUCACAACUUUAAAUCAUCUGUCUGGAUGCCUUGGAAGUUAUGAUUUAGGGGGAGUUUCAGUCAAUAUACAUUGUUUCUACUCUCACUCUUGUUUCUUAUUUUUAUGAUAACUUUGUUUUGUUACUAUCAAGAUGUAUUUACUUUAGGUAAAGAUUAUGGCUGGCAUGCAUUGAAUGGUGGUAGAGGAUUAAUAUGUAUGUUUUUCCUCUUUAUAAAUGCUGCUUUUAUGUCUCUUUCCCUGGUUCCGUGAAGGAUCUCUGCAGCCUCUCCUGGCACAGAUUGCUGCUUUAAAAAAACAAAACAAAAAACUGUGCUACUUGUUGGGUGCCUCUGUUACAAGACAUGAAGCAUGCUAGGGUGAGCUGUAUCUUGGGUUACAGAGGCAGGAUUAACGGGUUUCUAAUGUGUUUGUUAGAAAUGUAAUAGUAGUCUCAUUUUUAAUAGUACACCAAGAGGAUUGCCACUAAGCUGAAAUUGAAUAGUAAAAUGUGUUGAGUGUUGUGCCUACUUAUUUUAUGCUUAUUCUGUUUAUGAAACAUGUAGUAAACAUAAUGGUGGAGUUCUGUGUGGUAGAUUAUAAUAGGGCAACCAUUACUUGAAAAGUGGUAUCCUUUUCCCUGCCUUUACCACUGGCAGAUUUUGCCGAAUAUCUUGGGAGAAAAGUAUUUGACGUGUCUCUCCCUGUUCUUAGUAAGGUUUUUUAGUGCCUUAAAUCAGCUGGAGGAAACUUAGAUCAUCAUACACCAUUCUGUUUUCAAGUCUUUGAAAAUGCUUUGGGGGGGGGGUUGUGAAGGGUGGUGUAUCUCCAGAAUAUUUACCUGUCAUCAGAAAAGCAUCUAUCUUGAGUUCUAGCUGAAAAGAAUUUGAGGCUCUUGUAUUUUGAAGAUCCAAGUAUCUUCAGAAGCCAAGCUCUCAGGCAGGCAGUAUAGGAGGGGAAUUAAUUGCAUUCUCACACACACACACACACACACACACACACACACACACACCCCGCCACCUCCCCCAUCAGCUCCUGCCUACUACGUAGAAUGUUAGGGAACUUAGCUGUUUUCUUUCUCAGGUUAAUUCAAGCUAUUGGUAUGUAAAACUUUCUCAUUAUUUUGAGUAAGUCUGCUUCUUCCCUCAAGUGAUGAAGGAACAUAACCCCUAAUCAAUUCUUUCAGAUCAUUUUAAUAUUGUGACUGGGGUCAUGAAUCUUCCCAUAAUGAAAAGUGAUUGGGAAGUAAUCGGCUUCACAGAGUUGUGUUUUGAAGAUAUUUUUGGUCUGGGUUUUUCUGAUUAGACAAGUUUAACCAAAAUUCGAUCCAAAGACUAGUUAAGAUGUAAUCAAAUUCUAAAAUUGAAUAUUUAUUUGACCUUAGGGAGAAAUGUCUGGUUUGGUGUGAGACAUGCAAUAUGCCUGUAAGGUUUUAUUUAUGAUGUUCAUCUAAUGAUUGUAUUCAGUAAAAGGAAAGGCUGAGAAGGGACUAGUAAGAAUACGGUUUAGCAUUCAGUCGUGUGCAGACAUCCAAGCUGUGAGCCACCUGACAACUCUUCCAUGAGAGUUAAGGGCACUGCUCAUACUUCUAUAAUAAUGGUUACCAAGAUGUCCGAGACUCACUUUCAUAAUGCUUAUGAGGGAUGGGAAAAGGCUGAAGCAGCCGAAAGCCAGCAUAGCAGUCCAGUGCCUUGGGCAUGUGCUGAACCCAGAAAAAGACUUUGUGCAUACUCCAUAUUUGCCACUCAUCUGUGUGCAGGGAUUGGUUCACUUAGUUCUAAAGCGGGUGGUGGGAAGUGCAAGAGUUUAUAAUUUCUAGAAUAUUUCUUUACUCUCGGUUAUACACUGUGUUGUUUUUCAUCACAGGUUGCAUGUGUAAGUGUUGUUGUGCUCUGUUGUUCUAAUCCAAUACCAGCAGCAACAAUGUACUUGUGCUGAAAUUAUCAACUGUUUGUAAUGCUACACUUGGGCAGAAUUUGUACUAGUCACAUAAAAAUGCUAUUUAGAUGUGACUGAAUAAAGUGGUGUUGAGAGUUUUUUGCUGUA